AUGCAGUAUGAUGCAGUCACAUAUAGACUAAGGGACGUAGCAGAGGAGCUCAAUCCGCAAGAAGUUUCAAACAUUAUGUUGGCUGCAGCGAGGUUGGCGGGGGCUGUGCCACAGCUGUUGAAUGAAUUGGAGCUACUUGCAGAAGUGUUGGCUGACAAGGUUGCAGCCAUGGAUGAGCAGCACGUAGGCAACAGUAUUUGGGCCACAGCCAAGCUUCAAAGACAAACUGGAGGGGCAGCCUUGCUCGCUGUUCUCCCUGAUUUGUUGAAGCGGGCUGAAGCUGUGGUCAUGAACAUGAAUCAGCAGAAUGUUGUCAACAUCAUUUGGGCAGCAGCCACGCUCCGAAACACACCCCCGGAGUUUUUGCUGCUGAUGCCCAACUUGGUAAAUCAAGCAACUAAGAUCAUUGCGCAGAUUGACUCCCAAGGCGUUGCGAACAUAUUCUGGUCAGCUUCCAAAUUGCACAGGGAGGCCCCUAGUUUAAGGGACUUUUUGCCGAGUCUAGCCAAGAGAGCAGAAGCAGUGAUUCCGGAGAUGAAUGCAGAAGGUGCAGCCAGCACCAUCUUGGCUGUGGGGCAACUUCCAAGUGAUUCCAAGCUUUUUGUGCAGAAUUUGGUGUCAGGGUUGACUCAGCGGAUGUUCUCCAUUUUGCAGCAAUCGCCACCUCGAGAAAUGUCAAAUGCUUGCUGGGGUCUCGCACUAUGCGGGCAUGCUGACACCGACUUCAUGAAUUCAGUGGAAGAGCCUUCGCUUGUGGCGGCCGAGUUGACCGGAUGCAAGCAAAGGUUGGUGGAAUAUGACAUGCCGCAGAUCCUCAUGUCCUUUGCAAGGCUUGACAUCUCAGGGCCUCCAGAUUUUCUGGAUCUAGUCUCCAAGAAACUCUGGCCGAUGCUGAAGGGAAUGAAUGCCUGGGGCCUUUGUGCACUCUCCUGGUCCUGCAACAUCUCCCGGCAGCUCGAUGCCAGUGGUUCCGUGACGACCGGAACAGCGCGGGUGGAGGAGCAGGUGGCCACGCGUGGCUUCUCGCAACAAGAGGUGGAACACAGAUGUGGCAAUUUUGCAGACAUCCCCGGAAAGGAGAUGUUCAAGCCUCUCCUGAUGCGGAAGUGCUGGGCGUAUAGCGCGUUCAAGGACAACCCCUGGCUGUUGAUCAACGUUUGUCACUUGGCCAUCACCGAGCGCGCCACGUCGAAGUCGCAGGAUGUCUUCUUGGCCGGCACCGAUUGCGAGGGAGCCGUGGUGCUCACGCACGGCCUCAUGUUCUACUCCGACGACUACGUCCUCUCCAACUUAGCCAGCCGCCCACGGCACCGCCUUGCACGACCGUCCGAUCAUGGGAAUCAGAUUCAGGAGGGUCAAUGGCUUUGUGAGAUCAGUCUGUUCUCUCAAUGGUGGCAUCGUGGCACCAUCUCCGCACAAGGUGCUGCCCUGUAUGCACAUGUGGACGCCGGGAAGUUUGUGAACUUGGUCACCGAGAACGGCGGCUAUUCCUAUGCGUUCUUACGGACCUUUGGAAUUCUGCUCACCGCCCAUGUGGAAGACUUGAUGGCCAGUGACCAGGACACUGACAUGGUGGAUCAGGAGCGGGUCGUGGAGCUCUGCGCUCGCGCGAAGAACUUCCUGCAGAUCUCCAAGGUGGUCACGGGCGAGUUGCAGAAGAGCCCCAGCUGGUUGACCGAGCGGACCUGA
Messenger RNA from Durusdinium trenchii, 1689 nucleotides. NCBI's taxonomy places the organism in Eukaryota, Dinophyceae, Suessiales, Symbiodiniaceae. The record is from the annotation of a GenBank genome assembly.